AUGAGAACAACAACAACAACAACGACGACGACAACGACGGCAACAAUGCCAAUUCCGACAACAUUAGCUUCACCAAUUAUCCGUCCUGUCAACACGAUUCCUCGCGUCCAUCCCCAGCCGACUGUUCAAGAAGUUACGAAAGAUUCCCGAAAUUACAACAAUAACAAUCAUGAUCGAACGAGAACGACUGCAUCGACAAAUAUUCGCGCAAAAGUCUCAAAAUCGUGGGAAAGAGAUGAACAGGAUGAGAGAAAGUGGAUGACAACAACUCCAAAAAUUCCUGAUGGACCUCGACAAACGUUUGUCGAGUUUCGACCACAGGAACGAUUGCUGCGUUCUUCAUGUCCGGAUGCGAUGCAACGCUGUGAAGCCGAUGGUGGAUGUCGAUGGCAUGUGGCUGAGUUGAGUGUUCGGUGUCGAUCGGACACUUGCAAGAGACAGGAAUGUUCGAUGGCUCUGCAACGAUUCGCUUCAUAUGUGCCACGGCCACUCUCCGAGCCGCUCAUGUUUUGUCAUUGUGCGGCACACGAUGAGCGAUGUCUUCAACAACAGAGUCUUUUCUACCCGAAAUGCUUGUAUAUGCCGGCGGAAACCCCACGAACUUGUUCACAAUUGGUUAUCGAGUGUUCGAUGUCUGUUCGCUGCAACCAAUUGCGCACGUCGAUCGCGAGUGUUUGUCCGGUUACAAAAGGCAUUUGCGCAACGGAUAAUUUAGAUCAUUGCAGACAAACCCUUCUCUAUUCCCGUGGUUCACUUCUCGAAGCUCCAUGCUUUUGUGCAAUCUCUGAUAUUGAAUGUUUGAAGCAUCAAAACGCAAUGAUACCUAACAAUCCCUGUAUAGAAAAAGCGAUGAUGGAUUAUUCGAAAUUGAUGGGAUACAUGUCACCAUCAAAUAAAAUGUACACAGAAACAAAUCGAGUGAUUGUGCAAGAAAAAGAGGAAAGAAAUCUACAGGAUGAAUUUGAAAUGGCGAGGAGACGAAAUGAAACAAAUCGACAAGUGAAAUUGAAACCGACAAAGGCACCACCGAGAACCACAGCAAAAGUGAUGAGUAAAGAAGAGGAAGAAGAAAAAGAAAAAGAAGAAGAAGAAGAAGAAGAAGAAGAAGAAAUGGCUGUACAAAAACCACCAACACAACAUCCACACAGAAAAGCUCCUAAAACCACACCCGCUUUGGAGCUGUUUGAGGAGAUUUAUGUGACAAAAGCCGAUACUCAACUUGAUCCAACGAAUAUCGAUUGGAUAAAAAAUAAGCAUAAUCUCUGGAAACCAAUCGUGCAAGAAAAAGAAGAAGAGAAACGAGAAAAUGAAAUGAAUGAUCGGGAAAAGGAAAGAGAAAAACAACGAUUGAGAACACAACAAAGAUUGGAACAGAUGAGAGCGAAUGAAAAUAAGAAGAAAGCUCAAAAUGAGGAGAUCGAUCGGAAGAAAAAAGACGAUGAGAGCGAGAAUUCGAUGGACACUUUUCUCAAGCAGAAAUCAGACAAAGAUAAACGAGUGAAAGAAAAAGGAGAACCAGUGAAAGGAAGUGAUGAUGAAGAGGUUGUUGUCAAGGAUGCUGAAAAACUUCAAAAAACGAUCGUUCGCCAGAAAUCUCAACGAUCCACCACAGCGGCGCCAAUACUCAACCAUCUAUUCACGAGCUCUGAAAUGCCUCCAUGGGUCUCAUCAACUGCAACAACUCAACCGAAACCCACCGAAUACAUGACAAUAGCUGCGCCCGUUAAUGAAGAUAAAUGCUCGAUAAAGGACGCGAAUGGAAAAGAGCUUUAUGUGCACGUUGGAUCGAUUAUAAGAAGAAAUCUCGAUUGGGCUGGUCGGUGUUCAUCGUGGUGUGAAUGCGUGAAUGUCGAGGAAAUGAUUUGUGAGCGAUUACCGUGUCACGCGGAUAUCCCAUGCGAGGCACCAUUGACAAAUAUGGAUUUCGGUGAACGGCUUUAUCUACAAGGACGAGGGGCAUGCAUGUGUGAGAGUGGAGUUUUUGUAUGCGAUACUCCGGAACAAUUGCCGGAACUUCAAUCGGGACUUUAUAUUCUUGCAGGAUAUUCAUUGGCCGAUCUUGAGAUGCUUCGGAAGGAAAUACCGCAAGAGGUAUUGAGUCGAGCUGGUCUCCUUUCAACAGACGUCGGUAAAGAUAUCGCAUCACAAUUACAAUGGGCAUUGGAAAGAAGAUUGCCUGAGGAAAUGAAGUGUCGAAUCGUUAUGUUAGAAAAGUAUUCGUAUGAUGGAAAUGCUUUUUAUCAAAUCGAAUAUUUUGGGAAUAAUAUUUUCCAAAAUGAUACAAGAAAUAUUUGGAGAUCUGAUGGAAUGGAGAAGAUGUGCUCUCCAUACGUGCGUCAAUUGGUUGAGGGAUUUGCACUGAAUGAAAGCCCGCGUUUCCAAUUGAUUCUUUCAUCCGUCAGGCAGUUGAGAUUGGUGGAUUUGUUGGACGAUCUAUGUUUCGGCAAGAACACGACCACUUUCCUUCGCUCAGAAGGUAUGCAAUUAGUCGAAUUUCCCAUUGAAACAAUCGACAACUCGACCCUCAAUCAAUGCGCUGAGGCUUGUAUUAAAAAAGCAAAGAGUUCUCCAUGCGCUUCAUUCAUCUAUGAUCCAAUGAAACAGAAAUGUUCACUUCAUGAAGUAAACGGGCAACCAUUUGGCGCCUCAAUUCUUGCUCGAGCAACCCAUGGCACCUCGACAUCAUUCUUUCAACACAUUUGUGUUCAGAAAGAAGCUCUUUGUUCAACUCCAUAUGCUUUCGAGCGCUAUCCGCAACAAGUUCUAUUCGGUCAUGCAAUGGAGGUUCAACAAACGGGCGGUCUCUCAGAAUGUCUCUCGAUUUGUCUCACAUCCGAUAGUCUUCUCAAUGUGCCUUGUCGAUCGGUGAUGUACUACUACGAGACGGGUGAAUGCAUUAUGAAUCGAGAGACUCGCGGAGAUCAUCCAGAUCUUUUCGUCUCCGCUCCACACGAUGCAAUUGUCGAUUAUUUUGAGAACAAUUGUCACAAUGCUGAAUGCCAAGACGGAUCAACUGUGCAUUGGAUUCGAUCCGAGGAAUUUCAAAUCUCUCCUCAAAAAGAUGUGAUCGUCGAGGCGGAGAGUCAAGAGGAAUGUCGACAAAUCUGCAACCAAAACCAAGUCGCUGGCGAGAAAUUCCCGUGUCGGGGUUUCGUCUAUUCAUCCACGCAAAAAGAGUGUCAUUUGUCGGCGGAAAGUGGCUUCAAUCGAAGAGUGAAACAAGGGGAUUUGAGUCCGAUCAAUGGUGGAGAAUAUUAUGAGAAAAAUUGUUUACAAUCCGAUUUGCUAUGCGGAGAAGCGGCUUUCGAACAAGUGGCGAAUAAACGCUUGAACGGAUCAUCAUUCGUUGAAAGAUCACCAUCGGUUCGACGAUGUCUUGAACAUUGUUUGAAGCAAGGCGACAAAUGUGCAUCGAUUUCUUACGAUUACGAUAAGGAAGAGUGCUGGUCGAGUCCCGACUCUCGUCUCACUCAACCCGAUCAAUAUGACACUGUGGAGAAUGUCGAUUAUUUUGAUAAAGUUUGCGAUAAUGUCCCCAAUCCAAAAGGGAAAUCGAAACGGGGAUAUCACGGAAUAGCGACAGAUGUGCGGAAUGACGAAGAUCCACCAGUCACACCGACUCCACUCCCAGAUUUGGAUGAUGAUGGGAAAGAUCAAAUACCCACAUCAUUCCCAAUUCUUUCACUUAAUCUAAGUCGACAUCGGACACGACUAUUUGAGGCAUCAACUUUCCCUAAACUUAUUGAAACGAGUGAGGAAACGAAUGAGGAAACGAUUCAUUAUGACGAUCAUAAAAUCAAUAAAAACAUCUAUACGUCAACGAUUUCAUCUGAGGAGUUCACAAAUACGAUGAAUGUACUUGACGAUCUUGAGCCAAGUCGAGAAUUUGUAGCGGCAGAUGAUCCGAAUGCUGUGAAAACAAAGCUUCGAACCGAGUGUCGUCUCUCGGAGAUCAGCGUCUCGCUUACAUUCAAUCGACCCACAUCUGGCGCUAUUUUCAUAAAGGAUCACUUCUCAACUUGCCGUUUUGAAUUCCGAGAAAACGACUAUGCUGUUUUAUCAAUUCCCUAUCCGAAUCGAGAUGAUGAAAAUCCGAAAUGUCCUGGAUUUGAAUUGGAGCCAGACAUUUGGUCAUUUGUGGUCGUUGUUCAAAAGAAUCAAAUGGAAGUUCCAUCUUUGAUGACAGCCGCCGACAAAACAUUCAAUGUCACCUGUGAUUACUCCAAUGUCGAUUGGCAUUCAUCCGACGCAGCAGCAACCACAGCCGCUUCCUCGAGUUCGGAUCUUCCUGAUGAUCUCAUUGAUGUCAGCGGAGAAGAUUCAACUCUAUACACAUCAACACGAAGCACUCCAUCCGAGAAAAUCCGAAUGUUGAUCCUGAAAGACGGACAAACUGUUUCCGCUGUGCAAUUGGGGGAACUUGUAGAAUUGAAAUGGGAAAUCACUGAUCGUCGUCAAGGAGUCGGGUAUUUUGUGAGUGAUUGUGUGGCAGAGAGGAUGGGCGGCCUUCCACCAUCACCACAACCAUUGUCCAUCAUUCAACACGGCUGUCCUGAUUCAAAAGUGGUGAAUCGUUUGAUGGAGGGGAUUGUCGAGCAACUACCUGAUGGAUUUAGUGCAAAGAUGAAGGUAUUUCGUUUUGAUGGAUCAAGAAGGGUUCGUUUAAGAUGCACGAUUGAUGUUUGUGUUGAUGAAUGUCCACCGGUUGAAUGUGAUGGUUUCGAUUCGGAAAUAAAAAGCUACGGGAAAAGAAAGAAAAGACAAACGAUGGGUGAAUUGUCGACGAUGAUGAGGAGGUUGAAACCGAAUUUUCGAUUGGAUGACACGACGAUGAAAACGACGACUACGAGAGUGCCCAAAUUCACGGAAAUGAUGAUGGUCGAAGAAGAGAAACGAAAAACCACGAACACAAUAACAGGGAUCUUGACUGUGAUCGAUCCACCAUUGUAUGAUGAAGAUGGAAAUCCCCAACAAGCACAUUCACCUAAUAAUCAACCAUUGUUUCUAUCGGGAUCUCAUCAAGUGAUUUGCGUGUUUCGCCCGAUUUUCAUCUCCGUUUCACUUCUUCUUUUCCUAUUAUUCAUCAUUCAAACACUCAUCAUUGGGAGAUUUGUGUCUCGACACAUUUUACAAAGAACAGAAGAAUCUCUUUAUGGAAGCUCAACCUCGUGUAAUCGUUCCUCGCAAAGUGGUCUUUUGAUUGGAGACACGGAUUCGACACGGAGUAUCUCACCGCUUGUUUUCCCGAAAACCCCGCAAAUUCAACCACCGCCGAGACCUGCAAAGCGUCGACUCGAUUGUCUCGAUGAGCGUUUCCUGAAUAUCCCUUCUUCAUCACCAUUCCCCCCUCGUCCUCCACUUCCUUUACAUACAGAUAUUCAUGGUUACACUGUGCCAAUUAGACCAAGGCAUUCCUGGGAACUCGACUCAAGUUUA
Mesorhabditis belari is the source of this 5436-nucleotide messenger RNA. Lineage: Eukaryota; Metazoa; Nematoda; Chromadorea; Rhabditida; Rhabditidae. The record is from the annotation of a GenBank genome assembly.